AUUUCCCUAUAUUAGACGGAGCUGCGGUUGGGUGUUGCAUGCAUUAUCACUUGUGCUAUUAACUCAAGCAAAAAUCCUCCGUCUCAGAUCUCCAUCAUGCCUUCUUUCUCAGUGUCUCAAAUGAUUACUGAAGAGGAGGCCCGUUCCGAGGCGGAGGUGUCCGCGGUGGAGAAAUGGUGGCGCACCGACCGUUUUCGCUUAACCCGCCGCCCAUACUCCGCUCGCGACGUCGUCUCCCUCCGCGGAACCCUCCAUCAUUCAUACGCCUCAAACGAAAUGGCCAAAAAGCUUUGGCGCACCCUCAAAUCCCACCACGCCGCCGGCACCGCCUCCCGCACCUUCGGCGCCCGCACCUUCGGCGCCUUGGACCCCGUCCAAGUCGCCAUGAUGGCCAAACACCUGGACACCAUUUAUGUCUCUGGCUGGCAAUGCUCCUCCACCCACACCACCACCAACGAACCCGGCCCCGACCUCGCCGACUACCCCUACGACACCGUCCCAAACAAAGUAGAACACCUGUUUUUCGCCCAGCUCUACCACGACCGCAAGCAGCAAGAGGCUCGCAUGACCAUGACUCGUGACCAGCGGGCCAAGAUCCCUUUUGUGGAUUACUUGCGCCCCAUCAUCGCCGAUGGCGAUACUGGUUUUGGUGGGGCCACGGCUACGGUUAAGCUAUGUAAGCUUUUCGUCGAGCGCGGCGCCGCCGGGGUGCACAUCGAAGACCAGUCUUCGGUUACGAAGAAGUGCGGGCAUAUGGCGGGGAAAGUACUGGUUGCUGUGUCCGAGCACAUUAACCGGCUUGUUGCGGCAAGGCUCCAGUUCGACGUAAUGGGGGUCGAAACCGUUCUGGUAGCCCGCACCGAUGCCGUUGCUGCCACGCUCAUUCAGUCCAACGUCGACGUGCGUGACCACCAGUUCAUUCUCGGGGCGACAAAUCCUGAUCUUAAACGCCGAAAUUUAGCCGCCGUGCUGUCCGCUGCCAUGACGGCGGGGUGACGGCGGAAAACGGGGGCAGAAUUGCAGGCCAUCGAAGAUGACUGGCUCUCCCGCGCCAGACUCAUGACUUUUUCAGAAGCCGUUGUAGACGCCAUUAACCGCCAAAACCUUCCGGACUACGAAAAGCGACGACGGAUCAACGAAUGGGCCGGCGCAAGUGAAUACGGGAACUGUAUUUCCAACGAUGAGGGACGUGAAAUCGCGGAGCGGUUGGGUGCAGGGGAGAUUUUUUGGGACUGGGACAUUCCUAGGACUCGAGAAGGGUUCUACCGCUUCCGUGGAUCGGUGGAGGCAGCUGUGGUGCGAGGCCGGGCGUUUGCGCCGCACGCUGACCUGAUAUGGAUGGAGACGUCGAGUCCUGACCUUGUGGAGUGCAGCAAGUUUGCGCAGGGGCUGAAAGCGGAGCACCCGGAGAUAAUGAUGGCUUACAACUUGUCCCCGUCGUUCAAUUGGGAUGCUGCGGGGAUGACGGAUGAGGAGAUGAGGGAAUUUAUACCGAGGAUUGCGAGAAUGGGAUUCUGCUGGCAGUUCAUUACGCUUGCCGGAUUUCAUGCCGACGCGUUGGUGACGGAUACGUUUGCGAGAGAGUUUGCGCGGCAGGGGAUGCUGGCUUAUGUGGAGAGGAUACAGAGGGAGGAGAGGAACAAUGGCGUGGAUACGCUGGAGCAUCAGAAGUGGUCAGGGGCAAAUUACUAUGAUCGUUACCUCAAGACUGUGCAAGGCGGAAUCUCUUCCACCGCCGCAAUGGGCAAAGGGGUGACGGAGGAGCAAUUCAAGGAGCAAAUCAGGUCCGGGACGAGGGGACUGAACGACGGUGGGAUUACAGUUGUUGCCAAUUCUAGGAUCUGAAGAAAGAAUGGGUGUGGAUUCGAUGUUUAGGAGUGGAUGGAUUUGUAAUCCGAAUUUUAUUUAAUUGAUGGAGCGCCUCAUUGGUUUUAAAUAUUGUGUGGAAUAGCAUUAUGGUAAUUUGGUCUGCAUUGUUCUAGUAAUUUGUUCUGCAUUGUUCCUGUAUUUGCCAGUAUUGCCUGGCUAAACUGUAUCCGAAAGUUUAUUUUGACAUCAUAAU
Molecule: messenger RNA, 2062 nt
Organism: Phalaenopsis equestris
Lineage: Eukaryota; Viridiplantae; Streptophyta; Magnoliopsida; Asparagales; Orchidaceae
Product: isocitrate lyase
Biological process (GO): carboxylic acid metabolic process
Cellular component (GO): glyoxysome
Molecular function (GO): isocitrate lyase activity
Source: RefSeq, a predicted model, not a curated record